Molecule: messenger RNA, 525 nt
Organism: Megalops cyprinoides (Indo-Pacific tarpon)
Lineage: Eukaryota; Metazoa; Chordata; Actinopteri; Elopiformes; Megalopidae
Gene: tmem244
Product: transmembrane protein 244
Exons: 6
Coding region: 1-525 (174 amino acids)
Source: RefSeq, a predicted model, not a curated record
AUGUUGUUGGACUACUGCUGCAGGUGUUGCGGAACCACUCUCAUCAAGCGCCAUGGGCAGAUGUCAAUCAAGGCCAAGAUUAGUGACACAUGGGUUGUUCUUCAGAACUUGGUGAUAUGCUUCCUGUCAUUUUAUUCAGUGUACUACAUCAGUGUGAGUGUGUGUAUUGGAAUUCUCAGAGCAAAUGAUGUUGAUACCCUUUUGGCACCUUUCGACUAUACAACACAGCCCUCAUGGCAAAAUCCCAAAUAUUUAGUGAGCGUGAUCUCUACAGAGCUGACGUUCGUGGUGGCCGGCCUGAUGUUCGCAUGGAUCGUGGAGGAGUGGGUGUGGGACUACGCCAUCACUAUCACGCUGAUUCACAUAGGGCUGACCAUCGCAGUCAUGUCUGAUUUCCCAUCAACAGAACACUGGUGGAUCACUUUAGGAUGUGGAUUGCUGAUGAUGAUUUUUGGAGGACAGCUUCUGGCCUACAAACUUUUCAGGAAUAAUUUUGUAUAUCCUGCUGAACUCCAGAACUUCUGA